Propithecus coquereli (Coquerel's sifaka) is the source of this 846-nucleotide messenger RNA. It is a transcript of the gene DAO, whose product is annotated as D-amino-acid oxidase. Lineage: Eukaryota; Metazoa; Chordata; Mammalia; Primates; Indriidae. The transcript is spliced from 4 exons. The record is from RefSeq and is a predicted model, not a curated record. Gene Ontology annotation, molecular function: FAD binding; D-amino-acid oxidase activity. The annotation marks the transcript as partial.
UCAGUCCUGCAGCCACUGGACAUGAAGGUCUACGCGGACCGCUUCACCCCGCUCACCACCACAGACGUGGCUGCCGGCUUCUGGCAGCCCUACAUCUCCGACCCCAGAAACCCACAGGAGGCGGACUGGAACAAGCAGACCUUUGACUAUCUCUUGAGCCACGUCCAUUCUCCCAAUGCUGAAAAAAUGGGCCUGGCCCUAAUCUCAGGCUACAACCUCUUCCGUGAAGAUGCCAGAAUUGUUACUGAAUGGACUGGCUUGCGGCCGGUACGCCCCCAGAUUCGGCUAGAAAGAGAACAACUUCGCAUGGGACCUUCAAACACAGAGGUCAUCCAUAACUAUGGGCAUGGAGGCUACGGGCUUACCAUCCACUGGGGCUGUGCCCUGGAGGCAGCCAAGCUCUUUGGGAAGGUCCUGGAAGAAAAGAAGUUGUCCAGGAAGCCACUGUCUCACCUCUGAAGACCCCAGUGACCACAGCCCCAACAAAGACUCCCCACUUCCCUUGGCCAACUAAUCAGUGUGCUCCUCUAUAAGCCAUUGCCUACCCCUCGCUCCACCCCUGGCUUCUUUCUGCAAAGAACACGAGGUGAGAGAAAAUCAAUUCCUGGAGAAGAGCUCAGCCCAACCGGGGGCCCUCUCUGAUCUCUGAGGUCUCUCUGCCUUCUCUGAGUCUGACACUAUGAAGAACAGCUGGGGGGCUAUUAGUCCAAGGGUCUUCAUAAGAAAGGAUAGCUCAGAAAAUCAAAGAGGGCAGCUGCCCAGAGCCACAGAAAAUUGAGGCUAGUCGAGGUUAAGUAACUUGAUUACAUGUCAUACUGAUAUAUUAAAGGUUCUGAAAAGCUCUGC